UCUGAAAAGCUGUGGUAGCAGUGCAUUACAAAAGCGUCAUGGUUUUAGAAGUCACAGUCAAUCAUAAAUUCUCAUCGUGAACGGACAUUUAAAAAAUAAGACCAUGGCGUACGUGUACCAUGCUAAUGGGGUCGUCACUGGCACCGUCAACUCGUUCUGUCUGGCCUGCGAUACCUUCUUGAUGAGUAACAAGGAGGCUAAGCAGCACAUUACAGAGACCCUACACAAGCAGAAGUUGAACGGAGUGCCGCAUGUCGAGAAGUUUAAAGAUGAAGGCAUUCGGAAGUUCACAACCGGAUACUUCUGUGAAUUCUGCAAUGCAUUGCUUCCAAUCGCUGCUAAAGUAACCCUGCAUAUAAGUGAAGAUGAACACAAACAUAACAAGAACACACUUCGUCUCAAACUUAUGGGAUGUGACGUCAUAGUCUUUGAUGAAAUCAUCGUGCACGAGAAGGCUUGGCACGGACUGAAUGAAGGAAUCUGUUCCGUUUGCAACACAGAAUUUGAUAACGAAAAUGAUCAUAAAAAAGAUUCAAGACAUGCUUUGAACUUGGUUCUGAAACCUAUCAAGUUUGCAGUAGAUAACGCUAUAUAUCGUGAAAUAGACGCAUCGGCUGUCCAUUGCCUGACUUGCAACAAGUUGCUGGCACCUCGCGACAUGAGACAUCAUGCAGAUUUAGACGAACAUGCUACGAAAUACGAAAAAAGCCGAAUCAAAACUAACGGCGUUAAUAAGAAACUAGAAGAAAACGUCGGCGGGACUGAAAAAGAAAUAUUAAAUCCGAAAAUAGAUGGUACUGAAAAAGAUAUAACACCAGCUGAAGACAAGACUAAAAUAUUGGACUUUAUAAAUAUUUAUAACAGCAAAGGAAUCACCAUUAAUUUGGAAACUGAAGUCGCUUACUGUAGAAAAUGUUCUAUCACUGUACCAUUUACAGUCAAUGAUAUUGAAAACCACUUCACAAAACAUACAACAGCCGAAAACAACGAUUCUGAACAGAAGUAUCCAUCGCAUAUUCAUCAGAGCCUCAACAGGGUGAAUAUUAAUAAGACUUCGGAAUCUAACAAUGAUCUAGAUCAUCCAUCCAAAAGAGACGAAAAUAUGUCCAAUGGAACUGUCGAGUCUCCUGAUCCUGCAAGUACAGCCAUUGAUAAUGAUGACGAUAGUAUAGAACAAGAAUCGUGCCAAGACUUUGCCGAAGAAAACAGUAUAACGUACAAUGAAGGUAAAGCCGCGGCGUUCUGUCGCAUUUGUAAAGUACAGCUGCCAUCGUCAUUGAGCUCCAUGAAGCAACACGUCUCAGGAGCGAGCCAUAAAAAGAAGGCUCAACCAGUCAAACUGGAGAAAAAGCUUCCUACAGUUCCUACUCUGUCUAAGAAGUUGACACGGGAAUUUAUGGAGAGUGAAUUUUCUGUGAAAACUCCUUUUUACGCCGAUGUAGUUAUCAACGAGGAGCAUUGCAUACCUCAGUUAUCUUUUUUGCUGGUGACCAGAACGCAUAACUUCAAAUGGAGAUGUCUUUUAUGCGAGAAGACUUUCCAUUCCUUGAUAGACAUAAACCUUCAUGUUAAGUCUGGCAACCACUCGGAGAAAUUCUUAGCAUUGCCAGUAAUUACUUCAAAAUCGGAUGAAUUUAUUAGAGAGAUUCGCAAGGGGUUGUUCCACUGCGGCUACUGUGACGUGUUGGUCUCCUCUUGGGACGAAAUGGAGCUACACCUCAAGUGUUACGACCACAAGAACAAGAAAGAGUUAGGCAAAGAGCGAUUAAACUCGCAUUUACCGGAUAUAAGGGGACAUCAGUUCAUGGAAAGAUUAGAAUUUAUGAGAUUUUUACAUAUGCUCUCUAGUUAAAGAGAAUUGGGCAGAAUUUUGUUUCAAACAAAUAACGACCCGUCGCUAACCUAAAGGUUAAUUUAGACGAGGAGAAACUUACCCAUAUCGCAACUUUACUUUAUUGGGAGUUAAGACGCACAGCUCUGGGAUCAAGGGAUAUAUUAUAACCGGCAAUAUUACAAUAUUUUGCAUUUCUCGUCUAGUCUGAACUAUCUUUAAGGUUAGCCUCGGGUCUUUAUUUGUAUUACAUUGCUAUAAUGUUGUAGUCUAAAAUGUAAACUACAAUCCUUAUAUCGUAUUAUGCUUUUUAAGAAUUAACAUGUUUGAUUCAUUCUUUCUUUUAUAGUUUAAAUACUGUUAUUGCGUAAGUUUUCUUAAUCAGAAACCUUACGUAUAGCAAUUUUCUUUAUUUUAAUUGAAUCUUAAAUU
Trichoplusia ni (cabbage looper) is the source of this 2263-nucleotide messenger RNA. RefSeq lists its product as uncharacterized. The transcript is spliced from 5 exons. The record is from RefSeq and is a predicted model, not a curated record. Gene Ontology annotation, molecular function: zinc ion binding; nucleic acid binding. Bases 104 to 1852 code for a protein of 582 amino acids. NCBI's taxonomy places the organism in Eukaryota, Metazoa, Arthropoda, Insecta, Lepidoptera, Noctuidae.